ACAGGUAUUCUAUUUUCCCGAUGCCAAGCUGGUGGUUGUUCAACCUCUAUGGUUGAUGAGUGACAUCACAGGGAAGUUCUACUCCCCAAGUUCAUAUCCUCCACCAAUCAUUAUCUGUGAUGAUUUUGGAUUCGCUUCACGCAGCCAUGUCAUUGAAGUACUGGCUAAAGAUUCACCGGUGCGUGGUGAAGACGCUCUCGACAUUGCCGUUCGCCUAGGUAUGUGUCAUGUAACCGAGGAUGGUGAGCAAGUCAUGAUUCUUCCUGCACAGGCUGAAUCACGCACUAGUCUGCACUGGGAGAAAGCCAACCCCGACCAGCACAUCUACUACACUGGUCGCCGUCUCUACUGUAAGUCUGGCAUCCCUGUCAGCGCAGCGUUGAUGCCCACCAUACAAAUGUCACUCGUCAACUCCUUCGCCAACAGGACACGCAAGUUUCCUGUUUGGCAGGGAGGUGUUCGUGUUUCGCUAACUCACUACGGGAACACAGACACACUGGUGGAGAUCCCACACGGUCAACUCGCGCUCAACAUCAUAACCAGAGGGCCCGACCAGCGUAGCGUGACUUCUCAGCAGGAAAUUGUCUGGGAUUACAUCUCUGCUCUUCCUCGCCAACAAUCUCCUGGUUCUGACAUGUCAACGGCGUUCGUUGAUGAUGGGUGCCUGCCGAGUAGCGAUCUUCUGCGACAGCGGGAUCAGCAAGGAGACCUGAAUGCUGCCAUGGAGUUCCUUGCCAGUGAGCGACUGCGUGCUCAGUUUGUCAUGCCUGAUGAGCGGGAGCCCGACACAAGAAAAAACCAUCCAUAUGCUGUGUCCGCAAGCUGCUUUAAUGCAGAUACGGUUUCGGAACGCCGAAGAGCCGCACGUCUUUGCUCGGCCUUCUACCAGCAUCGCAUUCUCCUACGCCACGACUUUCCACUACACGACUGUCUUCUCAAACUGAACGAAUGUGGACAGGUGAAUAUAUCCUUCCUGGAUGACGUGGACGAACAUCUGUGGAACCGUCAGACCAAGAUGGCUACUGAUCUGUUUCGUGGGUCGAUUUCCAACUUGCCUGACAGCGUGGUGCUAACCCUGGUCGAUGAAAUCCUUCCCAAGAUAGCCAGUGCCAAAGAUUUGUAUCAGGCAAUGCUGGAGUGUCCAGGGCGGGUCCUCUGUACUGUCAGCCCUAGUGAUAGCCACUCCACGACUGCUGCUUCUGAUGACGUCGCCAGCCCAGCAACUGACGAGUACAAUCCCUGGGACCAUCCAGAUUUCUGCCUGGACAAGUACCGAAGAUGGAUUAUCUCACUGGACCCAAGAACGUUCCGAGACAAAGUCAUAGCACGGAGGCUUCUUGCAGACAACCUGAUUAUCAGGCACUUCAGGGCACUAGAAAAGAGUGCUGGCCCAAAUGUACACAACGAGGAACUGCUGCAGCACCUGCAGGGGUGCGGGCGGGCAUCGUUCAUCAUCUUCUUAGACAUCAUCACAGACAUGAACUCACUCUUCGCAUUCAAGCGUACUGAGUUUGAGGCUCUCCUUGAUCGGCCAUGAUGCCUCUGUUGUCAUGACUACCCGGGCGAUGUUUCUCUGGGAUCUUCCGCUACUGCUGACUUCCAGUUGUCCAUUAGAUUUGUAUCGAUCGUCUCCACUUGGACCUACUCUGUGAAGUAUAGGUCCAGGAUGGAUUGAUGAUAAGCUGAUGUAUUAUGAUUUCCUGUAUGUAGUUUAUAGCCGCGUUUCAACAGACGUUUCUCCAGCUCGUUCUCUUGAGAUGGUUUCACUGUCCUUGAUGUCUUCCUGAUGAGAAAAUAUUUCCGCCAACAUGUAUUCUGUUUUCUCUGGCAAGUGCCACAGUUGUGCAUGGCUGUUCACUGUCCACAAGUUCAUGAUGAUGAUGAUGUCAUGCCCAUAGUGAUGAUGUCAUGCACUAAUCCAUGUUUUUAUGCCCAUAAUGAUGAUGUCAUGCACUAAUCCAUGCUUUCAUGCCCAUAGUGAUGAUGUCAUGUCCCAUAGUGAUGAUGUCAUGCCCACGUCGUUGAGCAACACUCCUUAUCUAUUUUACUAUACUCAAAUCCCAAUUGGAGCUCUACAUUUUGUAUUCACUCUUGUCUUGUAUUACCAGCUCAGUCCACUGGACAGUGAGCACUCUGAACAGCCUGAUGAUGCACUCAUGCACAUAGAAACUUGUACUUAUACCUACUUCUGAAGUAUGUACAUGAUUGUAUUUAGCACAUAGACACCUGUACUUCCAUACAUGUAUUUUACAUACCCAGUGGUUCAUCCCUCCGCCUUCUGUUGAUUCCCUACUAUCCCCCUCUGGCCGCUGAUGAGCCCUGGGAUUGAUAUUCUAUGUCGCUGGCAGUUGAUUUUAUAUUAUUGGCCCAGUCAAUGCUGGAGAGCCAUUCUGUAUCUUCUGUUAGCUCUGUCAAAUAGUCAUUGCCUUUACCACAUUCUCCUGGACUAAUGUAGUGCCUGCCCAAUGAAAUCAUCCUGUCGUGGGAGUCAAGUUUGCACCCUGCUCCAGUGAA
Messenger RNA from Sycon ciliatum, 2514 nucleotides. RefSeq lists its product as uncharacterized. Bases 56 to 1537 code for a protein of 493 amino acids. NCBI's taxonomy places the organism in Eukaryota, Metazoa, Porifera, Calcarea, Leucosolenida, Sycettidae. The transcript has 5 exons. The record is from RefSeq and is a predicted model, not a curated record.